Molecule: messenger RNA, 1571 nt
Organism: Dromiciops gliroides (monito del monte)
Lineage: Eukaryota; Metazoa; Chordata; Mammalia; Microbiotheria; Microbiotheriidae
Gene: TMEM134
Product: transmembrane protein 134
Exons: 7
Coding region: 303-893 (196 amino acids)
Source: RefSeq, a predicted model, not a curated record
AUCCAGCCAUAGGCGGUUGACUGCUCCUGCCUCGCCUCCCGUGGCGGGGGUGGGGGCCCUAGCUCCUCCUUCACCCCUCCCCCAGCAGCCCCCUUUCCCCUACCCCCACCCCACUCUGGGGCUGGAGUGUCAGCGUCCCGGGAGGCUGAAGCGAAAUUCGAGGGAGAUCCUGGUGCCAAGUGGCCAGUCCAGCGCCCUGAGUGGCGCGGCACGGGCCAUGGGCCUCUGAGAGCCGGCCCAGGCGGGCCAGCUGUGGGCAGCUGGGCACAGCUGCAGGGCAGCUCCAUGCUGGGGGCCGAGCCAUGAGCGGCGGCCGCUCGGAGUUCAGCAUCGAUGAUGCCUUUGAGCUGUCCCUGGAGGAGGGGGGCCCGGGGCCCGGGGGGACCCCUCCGCGCUUUGGGACGCUGCACUUUGAGCGCAAGAGCCGGGGGGACGUGGAAGAGGAAGGCGAGAAGCAGUCUCGUCUCAAGUACCAGAAUCUGGAGAACGACGAGGAUGCCGUCCGGAGCCCCUCGGAUCCCGAUGGGGCUAUGAAGCUCAGCAGGGACGCUGGCCGCUCCUCCACCAGAAGUUCCCAGUGGUCCUUCAGUACCAUUAGCAACAGUACCCAGCGCUCCUACCACGCCUGCUGCAGCUGGACGAAGCACCCUCUGAUCCAGAAGAAUCGCCGGGUAGUUCUAGCCUCCUUCCUGCUGUUGUUGCUGGGCCUCACACUCAUUCUCACUGGGGUGGGACUCCAGGCCAAGCCUUCUCCAGGUGUUUCCAGUGCCAUCUUCUUUGUCCCUGGCUUCCUGUUGCUCAUCCCUGGAGUGUACCACGUCAUUUUCAUCUACUUCGCUGUCAAGGGUCACCGAGGCUUCCAGUUUUUCUACUUGCCUUACUUUGAGAAAUGAGCCCUGGGCCUUCUUUGGGAUGGAGUGCUCUCCCCCUGCCCCCUGCUGCUGCCUCAGCAGCCCGGAAAUGGACACAGCUGGCCGGAUGCUUGGAGGCCGCACAGCUCCAGGCUGGGCGGGAGGAAGAGGGUGAGGAAGGGGGCCUGGCUGGGGAGGGGUAACUAACUCCAAGGCGAUUCCUCCAGGAAGCAUUCCCUUCCCCCUCCCCCUCCUAGGGUUUAGAGCUGAGAGAUCCCAGAGGCCAGCCAGGCCAGUGCCCCCCACUCUUCCCAAGGGGGGAGUGAAAAUGCCUUUCCCACAGACAGCCUGCUAGUCUGCAGCAGAGCCUGGAUUCGAACCUGGACCCUCUGCCCCUGCUAGACGGGCUAGAGAUGGAGCCGAUGGACUUUGGCUUUGGUCUGAGGAGACAAGGCUCCUGGCCUGGUCCUCUGUGGCCUGGCCCAGCCCAGCCCAGCCCACCACAGGAUCCCUGAGGUCAGAGCUGGAGGUUUGCUCAGGAAGUUUACUGCCCCCACUUCAGCCCCAUCCCUCCCCCUUCCUCCCCAGGCUUCCCGGGCUCUGGGGCCCCAGCCUUCCCCCAUCUCACCUUUAAUCCUGGUGCCUUUAACUUAUUAGGAAGCCCCUGGGGCCACUCUCACACUUGGGGUCUUCUGGCCAAAUAAAAUGGUGUUCAUUCUG